UGAAACCACUUCAAGGAAUAUAUUUUCAGAUUUUUUUCUUUUUUAAAUUCCCACCUGUGGCAGGAUGAGCCAGCCGGUCCGUGAAUGAGGACUGAAACUGGGGUCGUGUGAAGCUCUGCAACUUGGAUUUAACUACGACUGAAGUUUAAGAGGAAGAGGAGCAGAAAUCGAUCAUUAAUUCGGAUCAGCUCUCGGUGUGAUUGCAGCGACGGGAGCGCUUCUCCGCUGGUUUGGCACAAUGCGCUCCUCGCCCCGCGCGUAAGCUGCUUUGGAGAGUCCUCACAUUAUGAGACGCCAUGGCAUGGUGUGACCGAGGGGUUCAGACUCUGCUGGCCAUCGUGGGAGCCUUCGUCGCCUUCAGCCUCAUGACCAUCGCCAUCGGCACCGACUACUGGCUUUACUCCCGGGCGUACAUCUGCAACGCCACUAAUGCCUCCACCGACGAAACCCAGAUGCAAAAUAAGAAAGUCAAAGGCGACCUGACGCACUCAGGGCUUUGGAGGAUCUGCUGUAUUGAAGGUAUCAACAAAGGAAGCUGUUUUCGGAUCAAUCAUUUUCCUGAGGAUAACGACUAUGAUACAGACAGCUCCGAGUACAUCUUACGUAUUGUUCGUGCGUCAAGCCUUUUCCCAAUUCUCAGCACCAUCCUUCUGAUGUUGGGGGGCCUUUGUGUUGGAGUUGGACGCAUCUACAGCAGCAGGAACAACAUCCUGCUAAGCGCGGGCAUCCUGUUCGUGGCAGCAGGCCUGAGCAACAUCAUUGGCAUCAUUGUCUACAUCUCCAGCAAUGCCGGAGACCCCAGUGACAAGAAAGACGAGGACAAGAAGAACCAGUACAACUACGGCUGGUCCUUCUACUUCGGCGCCCUCUCCUUCAUCGUCGCAGAGUCCGUUGGCGUCCUCGCGGUCAACAUUUACAUCGAGAAAAACAAAGAGACACGCUUCCGAGCUAAACGUGACUUCAUCAAGGCGACCUCGUCCUCGUCGCCCUACUCCCGUAUACCGAGCUACCGUUACCGACGGAGGCGCUCGCGCUCCAGCUCGAGGUCGACCGACCCGUCACGUGACCCCUCUCCGGUGGGGAGGAAGAUGGGUGGAGGAAGCGGAGGGGGAGCAGGGCUGGGGAUGGGCUUGCCGAUGGGGGAUAUCUCCCUGUACGCGCUCAGCAGGGACCCUCUGAAGGGCCGGAGUGGCAUUGCGGGACCGUACAGCCCCGAGAGAGACUCUGGGUUUUUACAAGUCCAUAACUGCUUCCAGAAAGAUGUGAAAGAUGGAAUAAACAGGAGAACCACACCGGUAUGAGGUCAGAAGCAGAUUACCAUGUUGAUGGAACACAUGAGGUCGUGUACAAUUGAUAAAAAAAAGGACAAUUUCUUCACUGGACUGUUGAGGCAGCAGCACUGUUGAAAGGUCACGGUUUUGAAUUGUUUUUCUUUUUUUU
Molecule: messenger RNA, 1440 nt
Organism: Salarias fasciatus (jewelled blenny)
Lineage: Eukaryota; Metazoa; Chordata; Actinopteri; Blenniiformes; Blenniidae
Product: voltage-dependent calcium channel gamma-4 subunit
Exons: 4
Coding region: 297-1301 (334 amino acids)
Biological process (GO): calcium ion transmembrane transport; transmission of nerve impulse; regulation of AMPA receptor activity
Cellular component (GO): postsynaptic density membrane; voltage-gated calcium channel complex; AMPA glutamate receptor complex
Molecular function (GO): channel regulator activity; voltage-gated calcium channel activity
Source: RefSeq, a predicted model, not a curated record